This is a messenger RNA of Dipodomys spectabilis (banner-tailed kangaroo rat), 907 nucleotides long. RefSeq names its product glutamyl-tRNA amidotransferase subunit C (gene Gatc). Gene Ontology annotation, molecular function: glutaminyl-tRNA synthase (glutamine-hydrolyzing) activity. Bases 1 to 549 code for a protein of 182 amino acids. Gene Ontology annotation, cellular component: mitochondrion; glutamyl-tRNA(Gln) amidotransferase complex. Gene Ontology annotation, biological process: mitochondrial translation; regulation of translational fidelity; glutaminyl-tRNAGln biosynthesis via transamidation. NCBI's taxonomy places the organism in Eukaryota, Metazoa, Chordata, Mammalia, Rodentia, Heteromyidae. The record is from RefSeq and is a predicted model, not a curated record. The transcript is spliced from 4 exons.
AUGUCGGUGCAAGCCUCCCCGACGCUGUUCAUGGCGAUGGCGGCGGCGGCGGCGGCGGCGGCGGCGGCGCGUUCUGAUGACAUCACUCGGGCGCGCGUGUCCCGGCGUGACGCCAGGACGUACUACGGCGGCUGGAAAGAAAUGUGGGCGCUAGGUAUGUGGCGGGGCCUUCGUGCGAUCCCGAGCGGGCGGCGGCUCGUCACCUCGCGGGAGGCUCCUCAGGGGGGUCGGGUCACAGCCGAGGUGAUCGAGCACCUGGAACGACUGGCGCUGGUGGACUUCGGCAGCCGCGAGGCCGUGGAGCGGCUGGAGAAAGCCAUCGCCUUCGCUGACCGGCUUCGCGGGGUCGACACCGACGGGGUGGAGCCCAUGGAGUCGGUACUGGAGGACAGAUGUCUAUACUUGAGAUCAGACAAUGUAGCGGAAGGCAACUGUGCUGAAGAACUACUACAAAACUCCCAACGUGUCGUGGAGGAGUAUUUUGUGGCCCCCCCAGGUAAUAUCUCUUUGCCAAAGCUGGGUGAACAAGAGCCCUUCUCUCAUGGCUGAUAGCUAGCUAUUCUGGGAAGGGGGUACGCUGUGAAUACAUGGAAGCACAAUGGUGGCACUGUUAUUGUGAACCUUAAUGUUCUAUCACCUGAAAAAGUGGAUGUUUAAGCAACUCUUAGUAACUGACUCUUCUCAGGAAGAUUUGAACAAUAUCCAAGUAAACAAGGCAAUGAGUUCCUGAUGCUAAUAGAAAAGGGAAUACCAACUUCCAAGGAAAUGGAUCAAGUAUUUACAGACUUACUCAGUAUGGAAGUUACCCUCUUUCAUCUUCCUGUAAAAGAAUUAUGUCUAACAAACUGUGUAUACUGGAACUUUUUUAUAUACCUGGUUAUCAGAGUAUCUGAUCACCAAGUGAUAA